Messenger RNA from Prunus mume (Japanese apricot), 367 nucleotides. NCBI's taxonomy places the organism in Eukaryota, Viridiplantae, Streptophyta, Magnoliopsida, Rosales, Rosaceae. The record is from RefSeq and is a predicted model, not a curated record.
AAACUCGGGAUAGGGGUCAGGGGCCUGAGGGCUUGAAACCUUGCAGAAGAAGAAGAAGAAGAAGAUGAUCGAGGUGGUGCUGAACGACAGGCUGGGAAAGAAGGAUCGGGUGAAAUGCAACGAGGACGACACCAUAGGCGACCUGAAGAAGCUGGUGGCUGCCCAGACGGGGACCCGAGCGGAUAAGAUCCGAAUCCAAAAGUGGUACUACAUUUACAAGGAUCACAUCACUCUCAAGGAUUACGAAAUCCACGACUGCAUGGGCCUCGAACUCUACUACAACUGAAACUCAUCAAUUCAGUUCUACGUACGUACAUACGUCGUCGUUUCUUUUCUUUGCUUAAGGGCGUCGGUGGCAAUUAAUUAA